AUGCGACAGGAACAGUUCCCAGGCAUCUGUCAAAGACAUGGCAUUGAGGCCAAACCAAAGCCGAUACUGUACUUCGUCUAUGUGAGCCCAUACAGCUCGACCACAUACAUGGCCUCCCUCGUGGAGUUUCCUUUUCAGUCUACUCCAGUAUGCCUCAAUGGCAUUGGUGUGUCAUCCGGUGGUUGGGUCCUUGAAUUUCUUUGUGUGGUUAACAGAGAAAUGUAGAUAACCUUCUGAGGGAAGACGAUUAUACGCCUUCCACUCGUCCGUUACCAUUACACUGCCUUUGGCGACCCAUUUUGUAAUAACCGAACGGACAGCGGGCCAACUUCGAUCAUUCAUCUGUUCAAAUAAGGCUUUCCGUCGGCUAGUAUCGUACAUCCCGACCAGUCACCUCCCAUAAAACCCUUAUUACCACCUGUUCCGUAAGACAGGCUGCUUUGGUUAGGCGGAUUUUUUGGGUGCCAUCUCCCGAUUGUUACCGGCAUGGCGUGCAGGACAGUGCUGAUACUGUAGCCACUGUAACGCUGAGAAUCGACAGGUCUUUGAAAAUUACUCGGAAGUUGAGAGGGUAGGACUGCCUUUUCGUGCCAUCCUAGCAAGCGGCUUCGACUAAAAACAAGUGGCACCGUCGGCCCGAAAAAACACUGAGUCUAAUUGCAAAUCUGUCAUGAUAACUAAAAACUGUUUUCCUAUUGGCUCAAACUAUUAGUCUCGAGGACUCGAACAGUUGAGAAUGGACACAUUGGUUGUCUUCUAUUAUGGUAGCAGGAACUCAUGAUGGAUUUCUCAUAUUCUUAAACACUGACUGAUGAUGAUGUGGAAUCAGGAACUGUCGAGGAAAUCAAGGCAGGUUCUGCUCCUUUUGAUAUUUGUGCGCACGCUGCCGACUGAAUUGUUUGGGAAGCAUUCGACUAACAUUUCUUCUCCCUAAUAUCACACUGCUCUUGAAGCCGACAAAUCUGGUAAUCGGGAAGCUUCCAAGGAGAUGGUGGGGCUAGCAAUUAGUCAACUAUAUCCGUGGCAAGAUUAAAAAAACUGUUGACGCCACCGUCAAAGAUAGAGGGAAUCAGUGUUCCAUAAUCAACGUGUUUUAUCUUCUAUAGCUUACAGGAUGAUAGAACAGUUCCGAACCUGUAGAAGUAAGAUACGGUCGAGAAAGGAGACGAAUGGAUUUGAAAUAGCAAUACGUCAUUGAUUACGAAGACUUUUGGUGAAUAGAUAAGAUUGUGAGGAUGGAAUCGUUGAACAAAUUGCCUCGUAUCACCCAGACAUAUCAGAAGAUCAGUAACGCACAGGGCCAAAACUGGGAGGCUGACGGAAUUCUGUGCUAGGCAACAACAACCUCCCUUUACCUAAACCAGAUAUAUAUCCGAUGAUUUUGGUCGACUGCAAUCUAUGCAGAGAAAACGUCAAAAUACACCCAAUACUCUUCUGUAAAAUAACCCACAUUAAGCUUCUCGCAAAAAUGCUGCCAGUAGCAUGAGUUUGAGAUGAAUCUAAGAUAUUACCUGCUUUUCAAGCGGGAAACUUGAGCACUUGUCACUUGUGACUGCGUUCUUGGCGCCCGAAAAAGCGCAGGUACAUCAAGCGGAGUGGCAUGUGAGCUGCCCAUGAUCACAUUGAUGGAAUAAAGUCAGAAAUUCCACAAGGCUUAUCAUUUCUGUUGGAAGAAGAAUAAGAAAGUAUUAGUAUCCGGUUUUAAUAUGCUUGCCAAGUAGGCUGGCAUGCGCCUAUUUUUUUCGCAAACUUCCCCUCCUUUGUUCUUUGUUAAUAACUUUUUAUCAGCUUUGCCGCUGUUUGUGACAGUUUCACUUUUCCAGGGGAUGAACACAAAAAGUUGUAUAAAACGGCUGCCGCUCUGGACGUCCUCAUGAUCCAUUUAUUUAGUCAUAGUUCUGAACAAAACCUGCGUCAAGGAAAUCAAACACGCUCCCCUGCCACGCAAACGAGGUCUAAAAGCGGUAUCGACAAGUCCAAGGAGGUUGUUGUAUUUGUCUUUCCGUGUGCAGAGGUGGGUCUGCCGAUCGUCUUUUGUCCAUUCAUUCUCACGAGGCACGUGGCAGCAUUUGAGUAAGGCCGAAACAAAACUGGCGCAUGACAAAAGUCGGCGGACCUUCCUUGUUAUUCCGACGCGUGUAGAAGUACUUUCAGCGGCAGACUUAGUAUGUUUUUGUCCUGAUGUUAUUCUGCCACGCCCGUCGGCUGAAUCGUUUUAUCUUCCUGUCGGGAGAUUUUGGGGCUAGGAACGGUUUUCCAUCGGGUGAUCUGCAUGAAUGGGCCCUGCUGGGGUCGCCUUGCACUGUCAAGUUUGGCUUCACUCGGAAAUAUCUUAGAUGAAAACUGGGUAGCUAACCCACACAUUAGGUAGUCAACACCUAGGAUGUGUUUACUAAUUUCUUUUUAUGUUAGUUUUUGGCUGGAGCCCACAGAAAAACCGAUGAGGAUCGGGAGAAGGACCCCAAGAAAUUUGUGGCAUACAAGGAAUACCUACCAUACUUUUUAAGUGCGUUUUAGUCCGACACGAUUAUUCCGGUUUGAUGCUUCAUCGUCCAAAUAUGGGUCGUCUGUUGUAGACGGUCUGAUGCAUUAUCUACAAUGACCUCAUCUCCGAGCGUUGAGAAGCGAUCGUUGUAGACACUUAACGUUUAUUUUUUUAAUUGUCCUGCUUAAUUUCGGUUGCCAUGUCAAUGCCAUAAAACCUUUCCACCCAAAAGACGUACUUGCCAAUUAUCUGUACUUAUUCUGCCAUUCCUCUAUGCAUACAUAGGCACCGCCCGUAAAUCCCGUAUUACCACCUUUCCCGUAAGACAGGCAUCUUUGGCUGCUAGUGUGUGUGUUUGGCGUCCCUAAACCGGUCGUUGCCUAAAACAUGUUCUUUUCUACGUUACCUGAAUUUGGCCGUUCAUGUAGUCCUGCACCCGAAUGAUGACGCGCUUUGGUGACUGCGCAGAAAGCUCACAACUUUCAUUCUCUCUUGGCUGCAUCCCUCAAAGAGAUUUUCGACUCGAAUAUAAUCCUAAAGUGUAAUUAUAAUAGUGAUGAUGUUCGGGAGCGAUAUCAGCUCACUCCACACACUGUGCUUUGCUAAUGUGGCGCCGAAAACUUUUGGAUCAUUCACAAGGUUCCGACUCAAACCCACUCAGGACACAAGAGCGCGUCUUUUCUCCCACUUUUUGUGCUUACAAAAGGCAAAUUACUUUUCAUGCAAAUGCUUCACAAAGGGUGCAUUUCUUGUACACAUUUAAAUAACCCGAGUAGCAAGAUGUCCUGAGACGUUUGCUAUGCCACUAACCAUCGCAGAUCCCGCCAGGGAGCGCGAGCCUUAACUCUGCGGCAGUCAAUAAACCCAAUUAUGUCGCUGCCCGCUUGAUUGCCGUUGCUUGAUGCGGCAUGGUGAAAUAGUAGGAGUAAUUGGACUCUUCGUAUUCAGACGCCUUCACCCAUCCUACCGAUAGAGCAGUUUGAGGUACCAGGAUAGCGCUGGACAGCGGAUGAGGCCGUACAUUGCAACGCGCAUCACUCAUCUCGUGGAACUACUACCACCCUCUCCGACCUUCUCAUUACUAGCCGUUAAAUCAAUUCCCAAUCACGUUUGUACAUGGUGUCGCUGCGUAUUCGUCGACUUCUCAUUUUUCGGACCUGAGGAAACACUUUUUCACUGUUCAGCCUCCUUACUACCCACUGCUUGCAUCAGACAGGCGUAAAUAAGCUGGCAGACAGCCACGCGAUGCCCUCUCCGAGCUCUUAUCAACCUGGGCUUGAACGUCGACACCAAUAUGCGUAUUUUACACUGCCCACUGGUCCGCAGACCCCGCUUAGAGGGUAUCCCUUUUGAUUCAGAUAGAGACGUCUGUUUGCGGUAGCAUAAAAGCAAAAAAGGUACCAAGUUUAGUGAGAAUCGACUUAGAGCAAAUUAUGCAUCGCUAGAACACUGAAAACGAGCAUGUAUACGCUUUUAAAACGUUAACUUGGCUGGAUCUUAUUUCGUAGCCGUACCUGCAGUAGACAAGCUCUAGCCUAACCCCUAACCCCAACCCAUAAUCCCUAAUCCUAACCCCUAACCCCUGACCCAAACCCCUAACCCUAGCCCUAACAUUAACCCCUAGCCCUAUCCCCCUAACAGGUAUGGCUACGAAAUAAGGUCUUGCUGUUAACUUUGUAAAAGUCUCGCGAACAAUCACCCUUUUUUGUCGGUGGCCUGUAAUAGGCCCUUAGCGACCCAACAGUGAGCCUACGUAUGUCCAACUAAGAGUUCCUGACCUGGUUUCAUGCGGUACCUCAACAGACGCCCACACGAUAUCCGCCACUGCCCCACGGCUUGGACACAGUCGUGACAUGUGCACAAAUUAGUGAGGCAGGCUUGCGCUAGACUUGCCUUACGCGUCCCCUGACCACAAGCGCCACCUUCUGGUGACAAGGCAAAGUCCAGACGACCGGAGGUGGGCGUGGGCGCAGCAAAGUUAAACAGCCGGUUUACGCAUGACGCCCACAACGUGGACCCCCUACCUCCACACGUACCGCCAGAUCUCACAUAAUUUAAACCGCCAUAAAGGCCGCUAGAAGGGGCGCAUUUGCCGUCUGCUCCACAGGCCGGACAAAGUUGUUCCGGUCAGUUGACGAUUUUCUCCGCCAGGACCGUCGGCGCAAAAUGACUAGUUUAGAGGUCGUUUGAUUUUUAUGUAGAACAACUAGGCUCUAGAUCUGAGGUAGAUCGAUCUCGAUCUCUCUCGCUCCCCUCCCCUUCGCACUCGCCAGUAGAUUGGGCCUGCAGGCUGAGUGAUCAAAAGUUCCAAACGAUCGCAGGAAUGACUUUAUUCUCCGUCUGUCGUUUUCCAUAGAUCUUGGCUAGUUUCCACUUCUAAGUACUUGGGACGCACAGAAAGUCACAAGAAUAUUUAAUGAGAGGAGAAAACCGUCAGUACCUGGGAGAAACGGAACACAGACAGCAAACUAACGUAAAUAAGCUUCAGCUCACGAAGAAACGCACAAAACAAAGCUCCUUAUUGCAAUGCAAAGAGAGGCGAUAGGACAUACCUUUGAUUUGGACACUGUAAAGAUUCUAGGUGAAGACACUAAACGAACCGAACGGCAGCCCUUGAGGCCUGAUUCUUGAAAACGGAAUCAUUUGGGUGACACACACUCUUCCACUCCUUCCCACCAGUUUUUUACGUCUCUGCGUGGACCGAGCGCAUCAAAAUCGGGAAGAGAUGAAUGCGAUGGCCAGAGAUUGCCAGUCACGUUACUCUGUGUGGCGGUUCCACGUACGCAGUCCGUUUUAUUUUAUGUCAUGCUACGAAAAGAAGGAUUAGUAGUUUAUGUCUGUGUCCUAGCCUCUUUAAAGCUGUACUCCAAUCCCUACUAAGUCCCUUCUGGUCAGCUUCAAGGCCUCAAAACUCCGGUUUAUUAAUGCUCAUUAUGACCUAUGUGAUCAAACAGUCAGUUAUUUUGCAACUUACCCAGUUUUAUCAUUCUUCGGUCAACAAGUGCCGUACUUAUACGGGAAACUAACCACAGAAUAUCCUACGCGAUAAUAACUUAGUGACUGCCUUUUUUAAAUAAAUGUUAAUGAACUGGUAACUUUGGUGAGGAUGACAAGAUUUCUGUCCGGUGGGCAAAGAAAAUGCAGAUUUGCUACAUGCCCUUUGCUAAGCAAUUCAUGAACUAGUUGUCAUGUUAUCACAACCUUCUAAUCUUCGGUACAUUAAAAAUCUGUACUGCGGUAGGUGUUUAUGCAAUCAUAACCUCACGGGAGUCAGCACUCCCUGAGUAAUAUCGAAAUAUUUACUUCCGGUUGUAAUGGGAAGAAAAAUUCCGGAGAAGAAGUCACCUUUGGCGGACGUAUGUUAUCAAUUAUCCAUCCUCAGGCCUGUAUAGCAAUAUACGAUACAUCAGCGUAGUAUACUGUCGGACUCCCCUUUUCCCCUUCUCAUGCCUCUGAAAGGACUGGAUUAUAAGUACUCUUGUUGUCUGUCAUAUGUGAACAACCCCUAUUCCCCUCUCUCCCAUAAACGCUUUUAAUUUAAUGUUCUGCUCAUCCCGUUAUUUCACUGUAUAAACCUUAGGAUUAAUCAUCUAAAGUUCGCACACGCCGAAUCUGACUUCGUCAGUGUUUACAUGGUCUCUUUGCAGCAUUUGGAGGAAGCCACCGUGUGAGUGUACUUUAUUAUAUUAUUAUUCUACCCAUACUCACAAGUUUUUUGGUUUCUUUUGUGCUCUUACCAUCAGAAAGCCCCUCAUUUCGUUAGUACGGUUAACGUAACAAGCACCUCCUGUCGGUUUCAGUAGUAAAUGCCCAAGAAAUUCUGCCUUCAUAUGCCAAUCGAGAAGAAAGAAAUUACUGAUUACGGUGCCACUAUCCAGUUGCACGACUAAGCUAAAUGACGGAUUUUGGGGUGUUUUUGAACUAUAAAUGUAUGCCUAAUUGAUUAAUUUAGGUAAACCACAGAAUUCAACUAAUAGAUUGUGUCUUUCCAAACACCGCAGGUACUCUUGUCUGCUGUUUUCCAAACAGCGAGCUCCUAUAUUUCUCACUACAAUUCCCUUUUUGCAUGCGAUGAUAACGCUUCAAGUCUGCUUAUUUUUCAUUCGCUUAAAAACCGUCGCCAAAAUUUCACAAUUGAUACCUUGCCUGUAUGGUCAACUUAAAAUUGUUUCCCUGAGCUUGUUAGCGCCUUCUAUACCGAAACACCUACUGAUAACUAACCAGCGGCUAUUUGGGGAUAUGUCAACUGUGAUCCAGUGUGAAAAAAAAUAAUAUUUUCCUACCCCACCUGGAAGGACAAAUCUCCGUCUGUUUAGGUGGGCGGAUCGUGCUCUAAAAAUGAAAGGAAGAAGAAGAAGAAGAAGAAGAAGAAGAAGAAGAAGAAGAAGAAGAAGAGGAAGAGGAAGAGGAGGAGGAGGAAGAGGAAGAGGAAGAGGAAGAGGAAGAGGAAGAAGAAGAAGAAGAAGAAGAAGAAGAAGAAGAAGAAGAAGAAGAAGAAGAAGAAGAAGGAGAAUGUACCAUUUCGUUUCUUCUCUUGGAAUUUCACCCUAUCUCAGGAGUUCAUCACUAG
Messenger RNA from Spirometra erinaceieuropaei, 7055 nucleotides. The record is from the annotation of a GenBank genome assembly. NCBI's taxonomy places the organism in Eukaryota, Metazoa, Platyhelminthes, Cestoda, Diphyllobothriidea, Diphyllobothriidae.